This is a messenger RNA of Penicillium cinerascens, 1083 nucleotides long. Its product is annotated as alpha-ketoglutarate-dependent dioxygenase AlkB family protein. Gene Ontology annotation, biological process: DNA repair. Bases 1 to 1083 code for a protein of 360 amino acids. NCBI's taxonomy places the organism in Eukaryota, Fungi, Ascomycota, Eurotiomycetes, Eurotiales, Aspergillaceae. The record is from RefSeq and is a predicted model, not a curated record. The transcript has a single exon.
AUGGCAAAGCGCACGCUAGACGCAUUCUUCAAACCAGCCGCGGAGACAUUAUCCAAAAAGGCCAAAACCAACCCUAAAACCACUCCAGAACCCACAGGACCACCCGACAACCACCCCAGCUACCCAAUCCCAAUCCCACCACUCCUCUCCCACAUCACCGUCAGCUUAGAACAUGGAACGCCCGCGCGGGAGGGCCGCUCAAUAACCAACCAACCCGACCUCGACCUACUCUACUUCCAACCAUACAUCACGCGAACAACGGCAAACGAGCUAUUCAAAUUCCUCCGCCGAGAACUCCCCUUCUACCGAGUCCAAUACAACAUCAAGCGAAACGGGACCGACACAUCGAUCAACACACCACGCUACACGACGGUAUUCGGAGUUGACGAAACAGCCCUGUUCGCAGCACGCUCCGAAGUGAAAGACGACGACGACGACGACGAAGACUCUAGAACCCAAGUCGAGUCGAAAUCAAGCACAGAGGACCUCGUGCUCGUGAACGCAUCCAGCAAAACCCGAGUAUCACCGUCCAGAUACCAAUACACGCCGCGACCCAUCCCAAGUUGUCUGGACACGCUGCGCAAGCAAGUGGAAGUAGCAACGGGCGCCAAGUACAAUUUCUGUCUUGUGAAUUACUACGCAAGUGGCGAAGACAGUAUCGCGUUCCAUUCGGACGACGAGCGAUUCCUAGGGAGUGAGCCGUGCAUUGCAUCGCUGAGCCUGGGCGGGGAACGGGACUUCCUGAUGAAGCAUAAACCUGAACCCGGUGGAGGGUCAGGUGUGACACGGUCCAACGGCGCACAGACGGGGCAGAUGAAGAUGCCGCUGGGGUCGGGUGACAUGGUGAUAAUGCGGGGACCGACGCAGGCGAGUUGGCUGCACAGCAUACCGAAGCGGAAAGGUCGCGAUGCAGUGCGGGGACGGAUUAAUAUCACGUUUCGACGGGCUACCAUUCCCGCGGGGACGAACAACUAUUAUAACUAUAAUGUAGGGUGCGGACCGGAUUAUCGAUGGGAUGACAGGAGACAGGAGAUGGUGAAGCAAGAGGAUAAGGGAGAUAUAGUACGUACAUGUCGUUUUUAA